This is a messenger RNA of Ochotona curzoniae (black-lipped pika), 1101 nucleotides long. RefSeq names its product mannosidase beta like (gene MANBAL). The record is from RefSeq and is a predicted model, not a curated record. Gene Ontology annotation, cellular component: membrane. Lineage: Eukaryota; Metazoa; Chordata; Mammalia; Lagomorpha; Ochotonidae. The transcript has 3 exons. Bases 112 to 369 code for a protein of 85 amino acids.
AAAGCGGGGUCGUGGAGGCACUGCUUCCGGAGUAGCAUUUCGGCGGUGCAGAAGGUGGCUCCAGCGGCUUCCUGAGUCAGACAAGGCUUUCACCAACAGACGCCUUGGACCAUGGCCUCUGACCUUGACUUCCAACCUCCAGAGGUGCCUGAGCCCACGUUCCUGGAGAACCUGCUGCGCUAUGGACUCUUCCUGGGGGCCAUCUUCCAGCUCAUCUGUGUGCUUGCCAUCAUUGUGCCUGUGCCCAAGUCCCCGGAGGCGGAGGCAGAGCCCGCGGAACCCAGGAACAUGGAGGCGUUGAAGAAGCCCAGGGCCACAGUUCCUUCGGCUAACAAGAGAGCCAAGAAGGAGACCAAGAAGAAGCGAUAGAAGGAGAGGCUGUGGAGCCAGGCUGGCGGCCAUCCCGGAAUUUACAUCCUGUCUCCCCUCUCUUUGACCCAAGCUCAGGCCAAGGUGGCCGCAACACCCCCUGACCACAGAGCUCUGGACAGUGCCGAUGGUCCCCAGGCUCCUGCUGGGUGGCCACCACUUCCUGUGCCUCUGCUUCCGGCGCCAAAGGGGACUGAACUGCUCUGGAGCCAAGACUGCAUUAGGAGGGCUGUGCAGAGGCAGCGUCGACUCCCCGAGUCACAUCUUCUUCUGUCAUGGUCAUGGCCGUCUGCAGUCACCGCCUGUGGUUUCACACUACAUCUUGGGGUCAUUAUCUCAUGCUGAGCAGCAGCCCUCUCCCAGAUGCAAAUACCACAGACAGCCUGCUGAGCAGUCACUUUAGUCUGUGUUCAGGUCAGGAUGCCAGGGCCUGGCACCAUCUGUGAUCCUGCCAGCUGCGAGAGCCUGGGCCGCAAGAUGCCUGGUACUGCUCCAGCAGGUGGAAGGGAUUUGGCCGAAUGAGUGCUGAUGUUGUGGCCACGAGCUACUCAUCAGUCUCAGACCAGCGUGUUGUCAUCCCUGCCAUAACUCAUCUAGGCGUGCCUCUGUCCCUAUAGUGCCCACCCCCACUUUUUCAUUCCUUGGCCAGGGAAGAAAAGUUAUUUGGGACAUAAAGGCCAAUAAAAUGACUGCAUGUUGAUCCUGCUUAUAAGUUACCUGUGUGGUAGGAAA